Molecule: messenger RNA, 3641 nt
Organism: Diaporthe batatas
Lineage: Eukaryota; Fungi; Ascomycota; Sordariomycetes; Diaporthales; Diaporthaceae
Exons: 4
Coding region: 1395-3305 (636 amino acids)
Biological process (GO): regulation of DNA-templated transcription
Molecular function (GO): zinc ion binding; DNA-binding transcription factor activity, RNA polymerase II-specific
Source: RefSeq, a predicted model, not a curated record
GUUGUCCAUCGCGAGGAGGCCGCUCCACACAAGACUCUGGCUUUACUACACGAACACGCCGUGAGACGGCAAUCACUGCAACUGCACCUGCCCAUUUUCAUGUAUCUUUCUUACAUGCAACAUGACGCCGCUCAAGUACACAUGUGCUUUGACGCUGGGCAUAACUGCACGUGGUUCGCGCCUGGCAUCACGUCAAGACGUGACAACCGGCUGUCAAGAUGCGAUCUCUGAUCUUGCCGAUGCAAUUUCCAUGAACGUCAUCCUUUCUUGCCUUCCAGAACCUCGCAAGGCGGCUUUGAGCACGGCAGAGGCGCGCGGGAUUGGCCGAUUUCAAUAUCAGUCGGAUUCUGGCCCUCUUCGUCGCCCGCGGGAAACGGACGGACAAUGGCUAACCUGUUGAAGCCCGAGCUUGCGGGUGCGUGAGGCCAUAUGUUCAUCAUCAUCAUCGUCAGACUUGCAGACAGUGGCAAAGCGUCUGUUGGAAAGACCUCGGCCUACUGGUGAAGGCUCGGAAGAGGCUCGGAAGACGCCUCGUUGCGCGCCUCGUACUUCACGAUUCAACAUGUUGCAGCUGUUCCGCCGCCUCCUGAUGGAAGCUAACCCUGCAACGGCUACGACUGAGAAUUGUGCAUCAAGAGCGGGUAAGGGAACAAUGAUCGGCGCAACCUUUAUUCUGAGUGCUCAGGGACCCCGUCCGUGUUGGGCCGCGCUUAGACAUGCCAGCCGACUUAUUGACAGGUCUCCAAGUCAUCAAUGCUGGGCCUUUAGCCGCAGGUUGCAACUGCCAUACCUUGUCGUGUUUCUAGGGUGGAUUUCCAACGGCUAGAAACGACGCGGACGAAUCACAGGCAAAAGUGCGUGCACGCAAGAGAGCACAUGCGGCGGAGGGAUCUCUGAGACUGUUUCAACCGAUGUUGGGGUUACAACUUUCCCACCACCCGAACCACCGGCACCCUGGAACCCAAAGCGCAUCGGCCAGAGCGAGCGCAGGGCGGAGGGAGCUGGGGAGCGCUUUGCUUGGCGGGCCUGUCACGAACAACACCAUGACCUACUGCUCUCGUCUUCUCCUCUCGUCAUUCACGCGCUUUAUUACCACAACGCCCCGAAGACCAUCAGCCGCUACAAGCUCUCUGGAAGUUUCAUGCGUUCUAGCUCGGCGCCCUAAAUUUAGCCUGACACGUUGGCACCGUCACCCAGCGCCUUCUUGGCCUCGAGAUAGACAGCUAGACAGCUAGGAGCCGAGGAUACUCGAAGAGGGUAGAAACCAAGCUUGCGGAGGUUCCGAGAAUCUAGUCUCGACCGACUCGUGAUUGCAGCUCUGCCGAUAUAUCCUAUCUGCCUGGCCUACAGCUGUUGCGACAUCUGUCGUUCUCUCUUUCCCACCAUCGGCCACAAUGGUGAACACCGGACAUCCGAGCAGGGCCUGCAAGCUUUGCCGGGCCCGCAGAAUCAAGUGCGAUGAGACAAAGCCACACUGCAUCAAGUGCAGGAAAUCCAAGCGGCAGUGCCCUGGGUACAGAGACCCAUUCGAGAUCAACUUGCGCGACGAGACUCAGUCGACCAUCCGGAAGGCAAAGGCUGCAGCGGCUCAGAGGAGGACAACCCGACAUGAUGACAGAGAGACGUCGUCAGAUGAGUCUCCGACCAAGUCAACACACUCUGCGAGUGGCAGUUUGGAACGGGGCAGAGGAUCGCCGCACGCCUCCGAUGGCUCAUGGGAAACGCUCACCCAGUCUGCAUGGUCGUCGCCGUCCUCCCAGGUGGCCAGCUUAAACAGGUCUUCCAGGUCACCGACUUUCAGUAACGGCUUCGGUGUGUUUGACUUCUCAUACCCGUCACCGAACCAAGAUAAUUCAUUCGACUUCAACUCAGCAUGGUCCCUACCGGCAGCAGGCUACUCGAUUCCAAUCAAGAGGGUCGCCGAGGCGCUCGGGUCCUGGGACUUCAGCCGCUCCUUCGACGGCACCACCUGGGGAUGCAGCGACAGCUUCAACAACGGCGGCCAGGGUGGCUCAGGUGUAGCUCCGGUCUAUACGGGCUUGCAGACACCACUCGACGAGCAGGCCACUUGUUUCUUCCUGUCAAACUUUGUCUUGACACUCUCAACCGGCCAGAACCCCGGCCUAUUCAGCUUCGUUCUCAAGAUACUGCAAGCACCUGGUAUUAAGGAUACACCUUUCCCGAUGGCUUUUACCGCCGUGUCACUGGCGGCAUUGGCCGGAAGACCCAAUUCGAGACACCUGCUUCCCAAGUCUCAAAUAUACUAUAGUACAGCUCUGGUGCAGCUCAAAGAAGUACUGCAAGACAAGAAGCGCGCCACAGAUGAUGCAACUCUGGCCACGACAAUUCUUUUGUCCUUCUACGAGGGAUUGGCGAGUGACAAUGAGAGUAUGGCCGGCUGGUCGAACCACCUGGACGGCGCAAAAGCCCUCAUCCGCCUCCGUGGAAAGGAUGUGAUAAAGGAGUCAACUCCUGAAGGCCUUGAGAUGUUUCAACUCGUGCGAUCAAUGUCGAUUCGACAAAAUAUGUUCGGCUUCGUCGCCAACCCUUCAGUUAGUGAUGUAGAGUGGUGGGGCCAACAUGUUGUCUCCGACAAAUCCGGUCACAUUGCCCUCGUCCUCAACAUGAAGACAACGCUCAUCCGCGCGGAAGCCGACGCGCUACUCACGUCCGGCCCCAAGACCGCAGGGAAGAUCGACAAGGCCCUAGACCUCCUCCGACGGGCUCGCGAGAUCGUGAUUGAACUCGGCCGCUGGUUGGAAAACUGCCACCCAACCUGGCCAAAGUUUGUGUCCGGUUGGGCCAAGGAGAUUUCCGACGACAGAAUUGACAAGGCCGCCACUUUCCCAGGCCCGCUUUACACGUUCCCCAACGUCUGGGUCGCCGGGAAGCAUCUGAACACCAACGCCUCGCGGAUCUUGCUCGCGGGCAUCAUCGUACGGUGUGUGCGGUGGAUAUGCGCCCCGUCCGACCACACAAAGACCGACGACUACGCCGAGGCCAUGCGCAUCGGCUGCGAAGAGGUCACAAAUGUCAUCGCCAGCGUUCCAUACUUUGUCACCUGGCAAGGUGACCGCACGACCACCCCGUAUUUCCCUUGCGGUGCGCCAACCAGCCCAAAGGCAUACAGUGGUGUGACGGCCUUGUACCCGCUGCUUUGUACCGGGUUGAGCGAAUUUGUCACGCCGAGGCAGAAGAAGUGGCUUUGUGGCCGAUUGAUGGGCAUGUCGGAAGCUAUGGGUAUCAAACAAGCCGAAGUCUUCUCCAAGUUCAUCUCCAACCAGGGCCCUCCAGCGGCUGCUUAAAUAUGCUGUAUCUCAGCUCUUUCCAAGCCUGCAUUCAUUUCAAGAAGUAGCGUGUUCAGGGACAAGCGGGUAAAAAAGGGCUGAUAUGAGUUUAUCAUGACAUGAUCGAUGCAGGGCGUUAUAAGAUCACCACACAAGCCUUGACAGGGCACAGCUAUGAUUCAAUUUCUAUCUACACAGCUUUAGAUCACCCCAGCGGGUCCUACUAUUUACUAAAUUAAAUUAUGACUGUUGAAAGGGCUUUUGUUUUCAUCAAAAGGCUCAUUGGAUAUCUGGAUGUUGAAGGCGCUCCUCAGAGGUCGGAUGAAUUGGGCAAGACGAGAAAAUGUACAGAUU